AUGGAUCUUCUUUCAGUUCUUCCUGGCUUCGCAACAAAACAAUUUGCCCAUAUAUUGCCUCCGCUAGAGAGGGCAAAAAUUUCUACUGUCGAUCUCAUCACUCUCGACACGCUCGAGAUCGCGAAACGCGCCCAUGUACCCACCGCAGACGUCCGCCACCUUUGUGCCCGCAUUGUCGAGGCACUACACUCCGACCUUGGCUUCGAGAGAACACAAAGAAACAUAGAACCGACCGGAAAUGAUGAAGCAAAUCCCAAUUCCAAUCUGGACACGGAGAAAACCAGCCUCGGUCCUGCGACCAGGCUGCAGACCUCGCCAUGGAAUAUAAUCAGCACAUUGGACUCCACCAUGGAUGCGCUCUUGGGGGGCGGCAUUCCAACAGGAUACGUGACUGAAGUCACAGGUGAGAGUGGCAGCGGCAAGACCCAGUUCCUCCUUAGCCUCCUCUUAGCCGUUCAGCUACCCAAACCACACGGCAUACAGAAACGAGCAAUAUACAUAUCAACAGAACAUCCACUAGCCACGAAUCGCCUUUCUCAGUUGAUAGAAUGCCACCCAUACCUCUCCACCCUCUCCGUGGACCAAGCACCAACCCUCCAGAAUGUAUUAGCAAUCAACGCCAUGGAUCUAGAGACACAGGACCAUAUCCUCAAUUACCAGCUCCCAGUCGCAAUAAAAAGAUACAACGCUGGCCUGGUCAUAAUAGACUCCGUGACAUCAAAUUAUCGCGCCGAACACACAAACCACAGCAUGCUUGCUCUCUCCGCACGAUCCACCGAGCUCGCAAAACUAGGCCACAUGCUGCGCAACCUCGCAGCAAAAGAGGACAUCGCCAUACUUGUCGCAAAUCAAGUAUCGGAUCGAUUUGAACCAAUUGACCAAGCCAGUAGCGAUCUAUCAUCAAAAAGACCUAUGUUCCAAAAUACCCCGCAAGGUGCCGCCUCGCCGCUCCCCCGAAACAGAUCGGGAUUGCCGGGUCCAUCAACGCAGCAGUUCCCAUAUGAUCUCCCUCCAUCCUCAGCGCCUUCCUCGUCGCCUUUUCUCACCUCCCAAGAAGAAUAUUUCGACGGCUCAUACAUAAUUGGCAAUACGGCACGGAAUGAAAUGAUGAGCCUCCUUCACCAGGAGCGAUUCUUCACUGGCUGGGGAGACGGAGUUUAUCCUCGUUCAUCAUCUCUAAAGACUCCGGCUUUAGGAUUCUUCUGGUCAACACAAAUUGCCUGCCGCAUUGCGUUGAAAAAAGAAAUUCGCUCUACAUUCCCGGCGUGGGAUGCUGGAUUCCCUCUAUCUACACCUUUAGAGCAGAUGGACCCUCAAGAGAAUAAUCAUGAGGGCAAGGCUCUUGAAAGCAGACCUGGUUUUACAUCUGCUCUGAAAACAAAUACUGGAGAACCAGAAACCAAGCCUCCAACAUCUAAUGUGGAAAAAAGCUUCGUGCCGGAUCCAGUGGAAUCGGCUUCGAACCCGAUCCGACGCGUGAGGUCCCCUGCUCCUCCUGAACCCGAAGUUGUUACCAAGCGAACAAUGAAAGUUGUUUUUGCUCCUUGGACUGGAGGUCUAGAAGAGGAGCAAAUUGAGGGUGGAGUAACAUCAAAGUCAAGGAGGAAGGUGCACGAGGCAUCAUUUGAGAUUUGGAAAGGAGGGCUACGAAGUAUAAACCUCAGUGAAUGA
Molecule: messenger RNA, 1671 nt
Organism: Penicillium angulare
Lineage: Eukaryota; Fungi; Ascomycota; Eurotiomycetes; Eurotiales; Aspergillaceae
Product: putative DNA repair protein (Rad57)
Exons: 2
Coding region: 1-1671 (556 amino acids)
Biological process (GO): mitotic recombination; DNA strand invasion; DNA repair
Molecular function (GO): DNA strand exchange activity; ATP-dependent DNA damage sensor activity; ATP binding
Source: RefSeq, a predicted model, not a curated record